This is a messenger RNA of Cutaneotrichosporon oleaginosum, 655 nucleotides long. RefSeq lists its product as uncharacterized. The record is from RefSeq and is a predicted model, not a curated record. NCBI's taxonomy places the organism in Eukaryota, Fungi, Basidiomycota, Tremellomycetes, Trichosporonales, Trichosporonaceae.
CAUCUAUCUCACUCUCGCUCUCACUCCUCCGCCAUCCGCAAUGCCUCGCGCGCCGCUCGCCGAGCUCCCGCUCGCGCACUACCUCCCGCCACCGAACGGCGCCAUUGCCAGCACCAGCACCAGCACCAGCACCAAGCUCCCCCCCUCCCCGCUCUCGAAGCGCGCCACGCCCAAGCGGGCACGCAUAGACCUCUCCUCCGACGAGCUGGGGACGGGCAAGAGCCCCGCGCGGCGGCUGUUUGUCGAGCCCGUCUCCGCCUCCGCCUCCGCCUCCGCCUCCGUCGCACCACCACCUGCUCUAGUCCCAAGUCCCGCCCCAAGUUCCGCCCCAAGUUCCGCCCCAAGUCCUGCUCACGCACCAUCACACGCCCACGCCCCCUCCCCCGCGCCCGCCCCCGCGCCCCGCAGCGCGCUGCACGAUCCCGGGUUCCGCGUGUUCUACGAUCCGCGCGGCGCCGCACACCACCACGCCUUGUCCGUGCCGCCGGGCCACGACGCCGAGAACGUGCCGCCGGCGUGUACGCGCGUGCUGCGCUCCCACGCGCAGUCGAAGGAGGCGUUGAGGACACGCGCGCGCGCGAUCCGCGCGGCGUGAUCGGCGCGGCGAGAUCGCCGCCGCUACUGUUGUAUUAUCAGCUGAUGCAGUGUUGUUUUG